UCUGGUUAUUUGCAACACUCGCUUCUCGAUUAUGGUUACCUUAAGGAGCGUGGUGUUGCUGUUGGCAGCAUUCUCAGCCGAAGUUGCCGGUUGGGGCGACAUCGGCCACAUUGUUACCUGCACUAUCGCACAGUCUCUUUUCAAGGCACCGACUCAGAGCGCAGUCACAAACUUGCUUUCCGUGACUAGCCUCAACUUCUCGCACGCCUGCUUAUGGCCAGAUCAAGUUAAACGUUCGUAUGCUUAUAGCUGGAGCGCUCCUCUCCAUUUUGCAGACACACCCGACAACGUUUGUGGAUUCGAUGAUGAAAGGGAUUGUCACUACUUUGGAGCUAAAAACGUGUGCAUAACUGCUGCUAUCUACAACUACACUUCGCAGCUCGAGCAUCAGCACAACGUCACCUAUAAUCUCACAGAAGCACUUAUGUUCUUAGCUCAUUUCUUGGGGGACAUUCAUCAGCCAAUGCAUUUGGGAUUCCUUGGCGAUCUCGGUGGCAACACUAUACUUCUGACUUGGUACAACCGCUCCAGCAAUCUUCAUCGGGUGUGGGACUCAGAUAUCAUCAACAAGGCUCUGGAAAGAUUUUAUGCGGGUUCCAUUGCAAGCAUGGAACAUGAUAUCAAGAAAAACAUCACUGCAGAGGAGGCUGCAAAGUGGGGACACUGUCCUGGUGAAGAGUUUACCUGUCCAGUAAGGUAUGCGAAGGAGAGCAUCAAAUUUGCUUGCGCUUCGGGUUACAAGGAUGCACCUCAAAACUCUACAUUGGCUGAUGCGUAUUUCGAGACGCGUUGGCCAAUUGUGAAACUGUUGCUUGCACGAGCUGGUGUUCGUCUCGCUAAUACUCUCAAUAAGGUGUUAGACAAACGCGUGAACAUUGUCCAUGAGUAAGGAACUUAUCUCUUGAAUUAAAGGUUUCAU
Messenger RNA from Selaginella moellendorffii, 919 nucleotides. RefSeq names its product endonuclease 1. The record is from RefSeq and is a predicted model, not a curated record. Gene Ontology annotation, biological process: DNA catabolic process. The transcript has 9 exons. Gene Ontology annotation, molecular function: endonuclease activity; nucleic acid binding. Lineage: Eukaryota; Viridiplantae; Streptophyta; Lycopodiopsida; Selaginellales; Selaginellaceae. Bases 32 to 889 code for a protein of 285 amino acids.